CAAAAUUCUGUUAAUUGCAUUGCGACGGUCAACAGGAUUGGAGCAAGCAGAGCAAACAAACAGUUGUUUUCGAAAUAAAAAAAAAAACUGUUUGAACAAACCUAAUUGAUAUAUUACAUACAUAUGUACUUAUGUGCAUGCAUACAUAGAUACGCACGUAUAUAUACAUACAUAAUAGGUCAAUAAACAUGGAGGUGCACGUUGGUAUUCCAAAAUUGCUACAAAUGGGCGCCAAACUUGUCGGUCACAAGGUGCAGCAAUACCGUUUGGCCACCAGUCGCACAGUCAUCGUGACAACCAAAUUUGGUCGAGUGCGCGGCCUACAGCGCAAGACCAUCUACGAUGAGGAGCUGUAUUAUGCCUUUGAGGGCAUACCCUAUGCCAAGCCGCCGUUGGGUGAGCUGCGCUUCCGUGCACCGCAAUCGCCGGAGCCGUGGGAGGGUGUACGCAAUUGCACCACAUACGGCGAGAAGCCGCUGCAGCGUAACAUGGUGCUAGGCUUGAUUGAGGGCUCCGAGGAUUGCCUAUAUCUGAAUGUAUAUGUUAAGCAGAUGCAGUCGGAGAAGCCGCUGCCCGUCAUGGUAUGGAUCUAUGGCGGUGGUUUCCAGAAAGGUGAAGCCUCAAGAGAUAUCUACAGUCCGGAUUACUUUAUGAAGCAGCCAGUGGUCUUUGUUACCAUCAGCUAUAGACUGGGCGCGCUGGGUUUCCUAAGUCUCAAGGAUCCCAAGCUAAAUGUGCCAGGCAACGCGGGGCUGAAGGAUCAGGUCCUGGCGCUACGCUGGAUCAGUCAGAACAUUGCCCACUUCAAUGGAGAUCCCAAUAACAUAACGCUUAUGGGCGAGAGCGCGGGCGCAGCAUCCACGCACAUUAUGAUGACCACAGAGCAGUCGCGCGGACUGUUCCACAAGGCCAUACUACAGUCGGGCUGUGCGCUGUCCGCCUGGGCGGAUACGCCGGAUCGCAACUGGGCCUAUCGCCUCGCCCGGCACAUGGGCUACAAAGGCAGCGAGACGGAAGCGGAUGUUCUGCGCUACCUGAGCAAGGCAUCUGCACGGCAAAUUGCCUCGAGUGAUCAGGAGAUUGUGACGCAAGAUGAGCUGCGCAGUUUUUAUCUGUUUGCCUUCGGGCCCGUUGUGGAACCCUAUGAGAGUGCACACUGUGUGGUGCCCAAGCCGCACAAGGAGAUGCUGGCCAGUGCGUGGGGCAAUAGCAUACCGCUCAUCGUUGGCGGCAAUUCGUUCGAGGGCCUCUUCUCGUAUCAGCUCGUUCGUAACGAUCCCUGGGUGAUGACCCAUUUUGAUAAUAUAAUACCACGCGAGGUGAGCGAGUCGAGCACACCAGAGCAACUGGAGCAGCUGGUCCGCCGUCUCAAGCAGGUCUACUUUGGGGAUGAGCAGCGCGAGCGCAUGGAGCUCUUCGAGGCGCUUUAUAUAUUCUCACAUCGGCAAAUCUGGCAUGAUCUGCAUCGCAUGGUCAUGGCCCGCCUAAACUAUGCGUCUGCCACGCCCACCUACUUAUAUCGCUUCGACUUCGACUCGCCACACUUCAAUCAAUUCCGCUGGCUUGUCUGUGGCGAACGCGUGCGCGGUGUCUCCCAUGGUGAUGAAUUGUCUUACCUCUUUUACAAUGUGCUGGCCACAAAACUGAACAAAUCCUCCCAAGAGUAUCGCACCAUAAAGCGCAUGGUCGGCAUGUGGACGGCCUUUGCGGCCAGUAGUGAUCCCAACUGCAGGGCCACAGCAUCGGCCAAGUGGACACCAGUGCAGCAGACACCAGACGGUGCUCACAAUUGCUACAACAUUAGCGACGAAAUGGAGAUGAUGGCACUGCCCGAGGCCACAACGCUGGCCGUCUGGGAUACAUUUUACGACAAAGAAGCUCUCUACUAAAAGCAGAACCCAAGCUUGAUUCCAAUGCUAGAUAUAUAUAUAUAUAUAAAUAUAUAUAUACAUAUAUGUAAGAAAGAACUUCCAAACUAUAUGAUAUAGUACUUCAAUGUAUGUAUGUGCAUAUCUUUUAUAAGUACCAGUGUGAUGAGAAAAAUUUAUAUUAAAGCAUAACCAAAUUCCUUGUACAA
Messenger RNA from Drosophila virilis, 2077 nucleotides. Its product is annotated as esterase B1. NCBI's taxonomy places the organism in Eukaryota, Metazoa, Arthropoda, Insecta, Diptera, Drosophilidae. The record is from RefSeq and is a predicted model, not a curated record. Gene Ontology annotation, molecular function: serine hydrolase activity; cholinesterase activity.